AUGGCGUACAAGAUCUUGCACAGGAAAUGGCUGCUGCGGCCAUGGAUGUGGACGCUCAUGCCGCUCGAGCUAGCCGGCCUCGUCCCGCUCCUCGUCCUGUUCGGCAUCGCGCAGCCGGACCUCUACAGGACCAAGCUCUGGGAGAUCGGGCACGCAUACGGCUUCAACUCGAACCCAAAGAUGAUUCUCUACGCGUACGCAAACUACGAGCCGUAUCCCAAAGUCCCUUUUGUAUGGACACGAACACUCACAGACUUCAACGUCGCCAUCUCCGUGAUCACCCUCUUCCUACUCCUCACCAAGCUCGUCGCCUUCAUCAUGAAGUUCUGGCUCCCGGUCCUGGCCGUCUUCAUCAACGUCGCCAUGGCCGUCCUCUACACCGUCUCCGUUUACGGCCAGAUGGGGCCCGAUCACGCCGACCCGCGCUACCCUUCCUCCAUUGCCUGGUAUAUCAGCAAGUCGUGCAACUACGCCCAGCCUUUUAAAGCCUACAAGAGCUGCCAGCUCGCAAAGGGCACCUUUGCCGUCACAGUGUACAUGCUCGCGCUCUACCUCGCCAAUCUCGGCAUCGCACUGUACGUCUGCUGGCCCAACGCCGGGGACAAGGUCGACGAUGAGGAUGAGGAUGGAAAGGGUAGCGAUAGCGGGAGCUCGCCGGUGGACUAUGCCAAGGAGGGGAGUGAGUGGGAGAUGAGGGAUUGGCAUGCCAAGGGGCCUGCGAGCCCGAGGGUUGUGCCAUAUACGCCGAGGACGCAGGCGUUUCAUACUCUCGAUAGGAAGUUGCCGUUGAGGCAGCAGUAUAAUUAA
Colletotrichum orchidophilum is the source of this 807-nucleotide messenger RNA. RefSeq lists its product as uncharacterized. Bases 1 to 807 code for a protein of 268 amino acids. The record is from RefSeq and is a predicted model, not a curated record. Lineage: Eukaryota; Fungi; Ascomycota; Sordariomycetes; Glomerellales; Glomerellaceae. The transcript has 2 exons.